Molecule: messenger RNA, 846 nt
Organism: Penicillium canariense
Lineage: Eukaryota; Fungi; Ascomycota; Eurotiomycetes; Eurotiales; Aspergillaceae
Product: RTA1 domain-containing protein
Exons: 2
Coding region: 1-846 (281 amino acids)
Cellular component (GO): membrane
Source: RefSeq, a predicted model, not a curated record
AUGACAAAACUUGAGCCUUACAGAGGCGGUUAUUAUCUCUGGAAAUAUAUUCCUUCCCUGGCUGCUGCAAUUAUCUUUUUGCUUCUGUUUAUCGCUGCGACGGCGUUUCAUUCGUGGAAGCUCUACAAGACAAAAGCACGCUUCUGCAUUGCAUUCGUCCUUGGUGGUAUCUUCGAGGUUAUUGGAUAUAUUGCCCGAGCCGCUGCGCACAAUCGCACUGGCUCGGUCAUGCCCUACUCUAUUCAGAAUGUAUUCCUGCUCCUCGGUCCGACUCUUUUUGCUGCAUCGGUGUACAUGGCACUGGGACGGAUUAUUCGCUGUGUUCAGGCCGAAAAAUACUCGCUCAUUCGAAUCAACUGGCUCACCAAGGUCUUCGUUAUGGGCGACGUCCUCUCGUUUGUGGUUCAAGGUGGAGCAUCCGGCUUGAUGGUGUCUGGAAACAAUGCGAAGCUUGGCUCUGACAUUGUUGUUGCUGGUCUCGUUAUUCAGGUCAUCAUGUUCUGCUUCUUCAUUGGCACCACGGUGGUGUUUCAAGUUCGCAUGCAUCGAUUUCCAACUACGGAGUCAUUCAAUGGCCGAGUCAAGUGGAAGAGCCAUCUCCGAGUGUUGUAUGCUAUCAGUCUGCUGGUUUUGAUUCGAAGCCUUUUCCGUGUUGUCGAGUAUGUGGAGGGCAAUGAUGGAUAUCCAUUGACCCACGAGUGGACCCUUUACGUAUUCGAUUCGAUUUUGAUGUUGGCGGUUAUGGCGAUAUGGGCAAUUUGGCAUCCAGGGAUUUUACAAGAAUCACUGCAGUCUGACAGAGCUCCAUUAAGUCUGCGAAGUCUGAGUGAAGAUGCUCAGCCUUAG